Schistosoma haematobium is the source of this 4542-nucleotide messenger RNA. RefSeq lists its product as uncharacterized. The coding region runs from base 1147 to 3405 and encodes 752 amino acids. NCBI's taxonomy places the organism in Eukaryota, Metazoa, Platyhelminthes, Trematoda, Strigeidida, Schistosomatidae. The record is from RefSeq and is a predicted model, not a curated record. The transcript has 4 exons.
GUAAUCCGUUGCAUGUAUACAGUAGCGGCAUAAAGUAUUUGUUUUACUAUUUUGUUUGUUUUAUGGUUUAUAUUUUGUCUAAGCUGCUAUGGUGUUUUUCACACAUAGUUCAAACUUCUUUCCAGCAUAUCACCGUAUUUAUAUCUCUAGUUUUAGUGGCCGAAAAUAACAAUUCAGCCCUUGAUCAGGGGUUGAAAAGUAAACAUUUCUGUGUGUAUUUGGACGAAAAGUAGACAAUUCAGCAACAUUUGAAACAGCGACAUGAACGUAAAAAACAGAUCUUUUUGGCACGUUUCCCCAUUAUUUCCCUUUUGUUCGCCUUUAUCUCCCCUUUAUUGUUUGGUUGUAGGUAAUCACUUCCUGCAUCAAGUACAGAAAAAUCCGCCUAUAAUUAAAGAUUGUGCCAGAAAAGUGCGGAACUACGCAAUAAAGUGAUCGUGUCAUCUAUGGAAGUAUAGGGAAAGUCCACAGAACUUAUAAUUCUUUUGGUACUUUAAAUUGAGAUCAUGGAAAUAAGGACAAAGCUGAGUAAGUCCCGCAACGGAGAAAAAUGAUCUGCGUAACUUGUCCAAAAUUACGGAUUUUCUUAACGCUUAACUCAUCCCCACGAUACUACUGGUGUAAGGUAGAUUAAACUAACAUCUGUUUUCGGCCCUACAUCUAAACUAAUUGGGUUCGUCGACCGCCUCAUUUAUUUUCUCAAGUCUCAUCAGGUCUCAUGUGUUAGUGUCUGAUAAAAUUCCAACGCGGAUUCCGAAAGCUUUAAUGACCUUCAUUAGCUUCCAUUAUUUUUGGUGCAAACGAAUUCUGUCUUGACUAAAGUAUGAAUAUACUGCCCAGUAGUUCCCUGUGUUCUGCUUUAUGACUAAAACUUGGCCUUUAAAAACAGGACAUUCAAAGGGUAAAUACAGUGUAAAUGUAAAAGUUGAGGACUGAGAGUUGUUUUACAAGUUGUUUUUUUAGUCGAGACAGAAUGUAGGUGGCUUAAUUGUAAAGGUUAUUUAAAAUGACCAUACUUGAUAAGUGGGAUAUUGUUAAUCAACAUGGCUUGUCAUAUAGCAUGUAGUAUAUACUUUGUAAAACAUACACGUCAUUGAGCAACUUGACAUCUACACAACAUUUUUGUCUUAUUUAUUUAGUUUUUGAAUGACAAUUAUGAUCAGACGAAAUAAUCUUGGUCUCUUCCUUUCGAAGAGUUAUUUCAAUUUCGAAGUAUUACUUCUCCAAAAAACUGUUGUUGUUAUACAUGGCGAUGACUUUAUUCAUUUUAUAUUGAAGAACGUAAUUGGUUUUAAAGUUAAUAAUCAUAAUGAGUUCCUUCUUUUCUCAAUGACGGCUUCUAAGUUGAUAAGCCAAGUACAAAUGUGUGACAUUCAACCACUCUUCAUUUUUGAUGGUUGCACUAAAGUUGGACAAAACCAAUCACGCUACAAUGAUCAGAUGUGGUCCAUAAUCAAUCGUUACAAAUCAUCGUUUGUGGAUGUGUUGUCGUUCUUUCAAAUAAAAUACAUGACAUCACUGUAUUCAGCUCAGUCUGAUGCUGCUUCAUUAUCCAUAUAUUUACAUUGUCCGUUUAUAGCAUCCAGUUAUGAUAUUUACUACAUGUUUCCUGCUCAAGCUACUAAAACUGAAGCGAAUAUUAUGCAAGAAUUAAUCUACGUCCCGAUCCAUCUCCUAGAUUUUUUUAGCUGCAAAGAUGAUGCUAUUAUUUUGUCUCAUGUUUUCCACCAAAAGUUUUCUCGUAUUUCGUCAGUUGUACCCCAUUUACGACCUUUAUUAAGUGCACUGUAUGCUGGGCGGUUCGAGGUACGUGCUAAUGUGUGUAAGCAGUUAAAAUAUAGUACGACAGAUUACUCCAACUACCCUAGUCCUCGUUUACAUGAAUGGUUUGUUCUAGUUAACUGGUUGGUAAAAUCAUCCAAUGUAAAUUAUGUUACACUUUAUGAGUAUGUUAUUCAAGCACAUCGUGCUGAAGAACGACAAAGUGUGACUGAGUAUCUUCUGGAUUGUAUUGCGGCUUUUAUGGACAAUGUUCUAGAAAGUGGACUUGAAAUAGCAUCUUACUUUUGUUUAGUAAACUCCAGUUCCAAUGUACCUAAGGGUAGGCUGAUUGAGAUUAGUGAAGAAACUAAUGCUUCAGUAAGCUUACAACAUAUGGAUCGUCUGACCAAUCAACUCAACGCCAAACAGCCAAUAAAGUUCAAUUUUACUCAUGAUUGGCCUCGUAAUUUGACAGAACUGUAUCGAAAGGUUAAACUUUCUCCAGCUAUUAUUGAUGUUUUACACCACUCCAUUAGAAAACCGUUUCUGUCAGUUCAUGCUUACUCCGUCAAUUUACGCCUACUUGUUUACCGAAUUCUUUACGGAGUAGAGCAUUGUGCGGGUGUAAAACUAAAUCCAAAUAUAACUGAGUACACAUGGGUCGGUGAUGAUAUGUUAACCGAGCUCCCUCUCACAAUUAGUCCUCUUCUUAUGAAUUCAAAUAAAAGUAAUUCAGUGGAUGAAAUAGUAAGCAGUCAGUUGAAUAUCCCUCUUCCGCAACACACACCCCAACCUGAUUGGAUUUUUACUUUGGCUGUAACUUUAGCAUUUUGGCAUCAACAACAUAUCAAUAAUACUGACGAAGGCCAUGAACGUCAUUUCGAAAAUUCCCCAAUUGGUUUAGCUAUUGCAACUUGUGUUGUAGUCAAUGUUUUCAAUAUUGAUUUCAUGAGUAGCAAUCUACAUGAACAUUACACACGGUGGAUUGACUUCAUCAGAAACGAAAUAUCACUUGCUUCUGAACGUGCUUCGUCACUAAAUCAGUCUCCAUCAUCUUGUACGAAAUCUGUCACGGAACAAAACUUAUCAAACCUAAUCGCUGUUCAACACAUCUACAACGAAUUGCAAACCGUUGUCUCAUUACUAAACUGUUUAGCAGGGGAUGAGAAUAAGUCUAAAUUAUUUAAUUUUCUGCCUUGUUGGGUUUUGUUUCCUUCUUUUCAUCUAGUAGAUUGUCUUUCUCAUCAUUUAGACAAUCAGUUGCCCUCUAUUCGAUUAAUUCAUGUAACAGGUUACUGGAUACCUCGAUUAUAUUGUGCUAAAAGAUCUAACAAUCUGAUAACUGAUCUUAUCAACAUUUUUAAACGCUUGGUUAAUACUGUUACGCUGCUUUCUGCAUCAUCUUUAUUUAAUCUGAAACCUAGUAGUAUGACUAGGAGAAGUGAACAACGUGCUCCUUUAUCAGAAUUCACUAACACCAUUCCGGUCAAUAAUGUUAACUGUAAUGAUUCGAUGUUUCACAACAUUAAACUGACUUCAGUAUUAUCUGAUGGUAAAAUUAGCAGUGUACUUGGCAAACAUCUGGAUAAACAAGUGAUUGACAGGUUUCUCUGUGAUUUGACUGAGAAACAAAAUGUUGCGUGAUUGUUUCUUUUAACGUGUUUUUCUUUUCCUAUUUUGACUACUUCAUUCACUUUCCAUCCUGCAUAACCUACUUGCAAAUUAUUAGUGCUUGUGAAUAUUUACUGAAAAAUUAACAUCAUUAUGUUUACGAUUGAUGUAUCCAUUACAUAUAAAUUUUCCCACUUAUCAGUGAAUUUAUUAAAGAUUAGUGUUACUACGUUAAGGUUGUAAGUAGCUGACGAGAAACUGUGAAAUAUGAUGAAUUCAUGUUAUUCUGCUACAUUGAUUGUUCUUGCUUUAGUCAUAUAAUGUAACAAUCACAAACUAUGAUUAUCAGCGAAGUCGUUUUGUACAAACGUUUACAUUUGAUUCUUAAUUUCUCCAAAUAUUAGUUUUCUUAUUGUUACUUAUUUGGCAAAAUGAAACUAAUUUUGUAUUUUCUUCCCAUAAUUUUAAAUAACUCGAAAUAUCACUAGUUUUUCUGAGAUUAUUUUGUUAGCGGGAUAUAGAUUGGAUUAAGACAUAUUUUGUGCAGGAUUGUAUUAGGGCGCGCUGAUUGGCUAUUUCCUAACCCAUCGGCACCACUGGGUACUUGGAGAGCGCUCUAGAAUCUUCUCAUGUAAAAACUAUAAAUGUACUAAUGUUUUUCUUAUCGUGAUUCCUACUUCCAUCCAAACCUUGGAAUCCACUGCUCGUGUUCACACGCUCUUUCAAGUACUUCAUGUAAUGCAGUUGCCAGCAGCAUCCCAGGAUUCAACUAUAACCCCGAAAGUGGAAACACCUUUGUCAUGGGGUUCAAUCGUUGGGAAGAUACAUUCAGAAUCUUGAUACAAAAUGCUUGACAUUUAUAUGUGUAAACAGACUAUUUGAAAUAUAUAGCGCAAAUACAUCACAAUUUUCAGAUCAGCUACGUCUUCUCAUUACUUUAUCGAAACUUAUAAAAGGAAAUAAUUGCUUAAAGAAACCAUGGAUCUCCGAUAUAGAUGAUUUUAAAUAUAUCCAUCAGGAAGCAUCAGUUCUCUCAGGUUUACAGGUGCACCUUAAUGACGAGUGCCAAAUAGCACGAAAUCUAGGUCAUGGGUUUCCUGUCGACUACCACCAACCACCCUCUCACCUUAACAUAUUACACGCGACGUUAAGUCACCUAGACUAGUACCC